This is a messenger RNA of Talpa occidentalis (Iberian mole), 3099 nucleotides long. Its product is annotated as mRNA cap guanine-N7 methyltransferase-like. NCBI's taxonomy places the organism in Eukaryota, Metazoa, Chordata, Mammalia, Eulipotyphla, Talpidae. Bases 127 to 1530 code for a protein of 467 amino acids. Gene Ontology annotation, biological process: 7-methylguanosine mRNA capping. Gene Ontology annotation, cellular component: nucleus. The transcript has 8 exons. Gene Ontology annotation, molecular function: mRNA 5'-cap (guanine-N7-)-methyltransferase activity. The record is from RefSeq and is a predicted model, not a curated record.
UGCGGGCCUGCGGCGGCGAGGCGGCGCGGCGGCGGCGCGGCUCCUUCUCUUUUUGCCUUGCGCCCCGCCUCCAGGGUCCAGGUGCCAGGGUUAACUCAUGAAGUUUUGCCUCCUGUGUAAUCAAGAAUGGAAACUUCUGCAAACACAGCGGAAUGUGAAAAGCUCUCUUAUGGAAAGGCAAAAGCAUCAAUAGGUACAGAAACAGAAUCUUCAUUCGGUACUAAUGAAAACACAACUGCUUCUGGGGCUGGGCUUUCUGAAAAGGCUCCUCCUACCUGUGGGCAAGUGGACACUGCAAGGAAGAGAAAAAUGGAGUCUGAAGGUGAUCUUGUAAAGGAAGGUUCUAGAUGUAGGGGAGACACGCCAUCCAAGGAAAGAACACUUGCAAAGGAAAGGUUAAGUGGUGGGGAAGAGGGCUCAUUGAAGAAAAGAAAACUCGAAGCUGAAAAUGUCCUGGGGGAAAAAGGUUCUGGUGAUGAGGAAGGCAUUUCAAGGAAAAGAAGGCUGGAACCUGGUGAUUUUCCAGAAGACGAGCCUUCUGCUGGAGCUGGCACUCAGAAAAAGAGAAAGACAGAACUUGAGGACGUUCCUGAAAAGCAGAAGAACUUGGAAGAGGGGCACAGCUCCACAGUGGCUGCCCACUAUAAUGAACUUAAGGAAGUUGGUUUGCAGAUGCGUAGCCAAAGUCGAAUAUUUUACCUAAGAAACUUCAAUAAUUGGAUGAAAAGUAUCCUCAUCGGGGAAUUUUUAGAAAAGGUGCGACAGAAGAAAAAACGCGAUAUCACUGUUUUGGACCUGGGCUGUGGUAAAGGUGGAGACUUGCUCAAGUGGAGAAAGGGAAGGAUUAACAAGCUUGUUUGUGUUGAUAUCGCUGAUGUUUCUGUCAGACAGUGUCAACAGAGAUAUGAGGACAUGAAAACUCGUUCUCGCGGUAAUGAAUAUAUUUUCAAUGCAGAAUUUAUAACUGCCGAUUGUUCAAAGGAACUUUUGAUUGACAGAUAUCGAGACCCAGAAAUGUGCUUUGACAUCUGCAGUUGCCAGUUUGUCUGUCACUACUCAUUUGAGACCUAUGAGCAGGCUGACAUGAUGCUCAGAAAUGCUUGUGAGAGACUCAGUCCUGGAGGCUAUUAUAUCGGUACCACUCCCAAUAGCUUUGAACUGAUAAGACGCCUUGAAGCUUCAGAAACGGAAUCAUUUGGAAAUGAAAUAUAUACUGUGACAUUUCAGAAGAAAGGAGAUUAUCCAUUAUUUGGCUGCAAAUAUGACUUCCACUUGGAAGGUGUUGUGGAUGUCCCUGAAUUCUUGGUCUAUUUUCCUUUGCUAAAUGAAAUGGCAAAGAAGUACAAAAUGAAACUAGUCUACAAAAAAUCGUUUCUGGAAUUCUAUGAAGAGAAGAUUAAGAACAGCGAAAAUAAAAUGCUGUUAAAACGAAUGCAAGCCCUGGAGGUAAGUCUUGAGAAAAGGUGCAAAAGUUCCAGGUCACAGCAGGACUGUUUGGCUAUUUUUCAGGUUCUUUUCAAAGCCAGGUAGACACUAAACAUUUAUAUAAAUUACACGAGCUAUUUACAGCUGCCCUCUGGAUCUUCAGCACCGAGGGCAGAGCUUGGUAGAGCAGCUUACCCUAGCAGGUACUACAUAAAUACAGGAUAGAUGGUUGGAUGGAUGGUCGAUGGAUAGUGCUGACCUCAGAUUCCAUUUUCUAGAUAGUCCAUCUUUCUAGAUAGCGCUGUUGGCAUAUAGGACUGGCUAAUUCUCUGUUGGCAAGGCAGGGGUGGGGACAGGGUCGGGGCACCAUAUUGUAUGCACUUCAGAGGAUCAGCAUCCCUGUCGUCUGCUAGAUGCCAGUAGCACCCCUGUCCACCUAGGAGAGAGCCCAGAAAUGUCUGAGACAAUUGCUAGCUAUCCACUGGGGUGCAAGGUCACCCCAAGUUGAGAACCACUUCUUUUCAGUAAUGUCCUUUGGUUACGGCAGUAAUUUAAAACCUUCCUGGCGAGGGUCCAAGAGAGGCUCGUGCCAUGCAUAAUUCUGUUCUGUGGUGACGGUCCAGCAAGAUGCCAGUCUGUUCAUGCUGGAACCUGCUUUAACUCCUGGACUCCUCUGUGCUUCCCCUUUUGCCGCGGUGAAGGGCACCUAUACAAGCUUUAAACUCUGCACAGCCAUUGAUUAUGGUUUUUUGGUUUGUUUGUUUGUUUUUAUGUCUUGACCCCUUUGUUACUGAUCAGCAGACUCUUAGUAAUGAGAUGCUCACUGAACUUCUUAAUAGAAUUUGUGUAAUUUAGACUUUUUUAAAAUACUCCUAUUUAGCCUCGUAAUUACCCCCAUGAAGUAACACAGCAGCCAUUCCUCACACUUUCAAAUGGGCGUUAUGAAGUUAAGAGGAGAUAAAUGACUUGUUCAAGGUCACGUGGCUGUCAACUUGCAGAUUUUUCUUCCGUUUUUAUAGGUGGCGUUCACAUAAAAGUCCUUUUGGGUCCAACACCCCACCCCCAUCCCUCAGUGGACGCGACCUCCUUAAGUGUUCAAAUUGAGUUUUGCAACCAGCAAUCACUAAAAUGUUACAGUCUUUAUUGGUUGUAUUCUCGUGUUUUAGAAUUAGAAAUGUUUGUGUGUGUUUUAUAGGAGAAGAGGCUCACUCUUGUUUGUUUCUAGGAAAAAGGGAAAGCUAGAGAUAGCGUAGCUCCUUAAAUUGCCACAGGUGCACACCAUUCAUACAUCAUUGUUACCUGGCAGUGCUUUGCAUGUAAAGUGAUCAGUUGGUAAGAUGUGGUUUCUUCAAGGAACUCGAGGUACACUGAGGAGCCGAGCAUGCGAGCAAACCAGUACAGUGUGAAAACUACAGUAAAGAAGGAAUUCUGCAGUGGGGGUAUGAAAGGGCCCUUGGAGAAGAAAGUUAGGCAGUGGGAGUGAAGGCAGAGAAGCAUGAGAGUGGGGGUGAUUGAGGAAAUCUACUAAACUUUCAGCAUUUCUUUAGCACAACAGCUCUCCUGUGUUCCUUCUCCCCCUUCGUCCGGCUUUGAGGAUGUGGAGGGACGAUGAGACCGGAGGUGGAAUGAGCUAUCAGGGAUGCUGUUGCUUUAGUCCACGUCAGAUAUUGAAAU